UUCUAGUGCUGGUGGCAGACUGCGAUAGUGGUUGUUGAAACCACUCAGGAACUGAGUGCAAGUAACAACUUACUCCUGGCAGAACCAUUUAUGUCAACAUGUUAAUAAAAGAAUACAGAAUUCCUCUGCCGCUUACGGUGGAGGAAUACCGAAUUGCUCAACUGUACAUGAUAGCCAAAAAAUCCCGGGAGGAAAGUAGCGGCGCAGGCAGUGGCGUAGAAAUUCUGAUAAACGAACCGUACGAAGAAGGUCCCGGGGGAAAAGGACAGUACACGAGAAAGGUUUAUCAUGUCGGCAGUCAUCUUCCAGGUUGGUUCAAAGGUCUCUUACCCAAAUCAGCUCUCACUGUAGAAGAAGAGGCAUGGAAUGCAUACCCUUAUACAAAAACGCGAUACACAUGUCCUUUUGUAGAAAAAUUUUCAUUGGAAAUCGAAACUUACUAUUAUGCCGAUGAUGGGCAUCAGGAUAAUGUUUUUAAUCUUGCAGGAAGCGACUAUAGGAAUAGAAUUGUUGAUGUAAUAGAUGUAGUUAAGGAUCAACUUUAUGGAGCUGAUUACGUAAGAGAAGAAGAUCCAAAAUUUUAUAUAUCAGAGAAAACAAAUAGAGGUCCAUUGAAUGACAGCUGGUUGGAAUAUUAUUGGAACAAUGUCAAAGAUAAACCGCAGCCCACGCCCGAUGGUUUGGCGCUUAUGUGCGCUUAUAAGUUAUGCCGAGUCGAAUUCAGAUAUUGGGGAAUGCAGACGAAACUAGAGAAAUUCAUUCAUGAUGUCGCUUUGCGCAAAACGAUGCUCCGAGCGCACAGGCAGGCCUGGGCGUGGCAGGACGAGUGGCACAAUCUGACGAUGGACGACAUCAGGGAGAUCGAAAGGCAAACUCAGUUAGCUCUCAGAAAUAAAAUGAACAAUAAUUCAGAAGAUACUGAAACCGCAGAAGACGCAGUUGAUAAAAAUGAAGGCGAUGAUAAAAAGUCAAACGCCGACAAUGUUAGUAUAUCUUCUGCGAACAAAAACCGAAAAUCUGUGGCUGUGAAAAUGUCCGGUAUAGCUAAACCUAAGCAAAAGGUCAGUCCGAGAGCAUCCAAGAAGUCUACGACUAGUACUGAUACUAAUAAUACUAAUAAAAGUACUGAUAGUGAAGAUGAUUUAUUAAGUGAUCAAGCUAGCAGGUCAUCCAUAGGCAUCAAUCAGAAUCCAAUAGAUUGGCGAUUGGUGCGAAGGGAUUCUGAUGAAAGUUGUACUGAAGAUAGUGAUGAAGACGAUGACGAAGAAUUUUUCGACUGUCAAGGUGAAAUGGCUGUUGAAGCAACAUCAUUAGCAAAAUGGAGUUCUUUAGAAUUGCUGAUGGAGGAAGAUUUAGAUGGAUCGCCCUUGACUGGUGGGUCUAAUGAUGAUAGUAUAUUUAGUCCGUCAUAUCGAAUGUCUGCGAAAGCUGGUAGAGUUCCAAGAGGAGGCGUUGGUGAUAGUCCGGCGACUUCUGUGUCUUCUGCUGGUCCUUCUCCAUCAAGAGUUGGACGAGACUUUGAUGAUAAUAGUUGCCCCACUACAGUUCUUAUAUUAGUACUGCAUGCUGGUAGUGUUCUAGAUGCUCAAGUUGAUCCGACAUCCAAAAAAUCUGAUGUUUUAACAUUUGUUGGAGCUUUAGAAUGUGUGGUAAAACAGCAUUAUCCAGCUUUAUUGGGGCGAAUAGCAGUUAGACUCGUAGAUUGUCAAAGUAUUUGCGCUCAUUCCAUAGCCGUUCUGAACAGUUUAAGUCCAUAUAGUUUUGAUACAUCGCCUAUAUCCACUGGUGGGGCAUCAGCAUUUCAGCAGCAAAAUGACAGAGAAUGGUCUAACGCUGGUGCCACUCAGGAUUCCAUACCGAUUGGAGCUAUUCCAUUGCUAGCAACAAAUACUCAGGAGUACCAUGAUAUUGUUCACAAAACAAUAAUUUCAACAAAUAACGUAUAUAAUGAAUUUCUAAAAUGUUCAGAAGGCAGAGGUUUUUGUGGUCAAGUAUGUCUUAUAGGAGAUUCAGUAGGUUCAAUACUUUGUUUUGAUGCUUUGUGUAAAACAUCCCAACGAAGAGACAGUGAUUCCAGUAUUAUUCUAGAUAACGCUGAAAUUCCGGUUUGUAUAGAUGGCAAUUUAGAAAAUGAAAUUGAUGCUCAAAGACUACUUCAAGCACCGGCCACCCGAAGACGAUCUUCUUCUAUAAGUGAGGUAUCAAACGCUAGUGUUAGAUUUGAUUUUGACGUUUCCGACUUUUUUAUGUUUGGAAGUCCAUUAGCUUUAGUACUGGCUGCUAGGAGGAUUUCUGAUGAUAAAAAUGGUACAAUACCUCGACCACAAUGCACUCAAAUCUACAAUCUAUUCCAUCUCACCGAUCCUACAGCCGUCCGUCUAGAACCUUUACUAAGUGCAAGGUUUAAGCAUUUACCUCCAGUUGGAGUAGCACGAUAUGCUAAAUAUCCUUUGGGAAAUGGUCAACCUUAUCAUUUAUUGGAGUUAAUACAAAGCAAUCCGCAACUGUUUACGGACAAUUUUGGUACAACCUCUUCAGGUCACAAUCAAUCGAGAAGGCUGUCUGAUGUAUCAAUACAAAGUUCAGUUAGUGGACUUAUGGAUAACAUUCCUUUACAAACAAUAAACGCACUGCAACAAAAAUGGUGGGGUACCAAACGGCUAGAUUACGCUCUCUAUUGUCCCGAAGGUUUGGCAAACUUUCCAACCAAUGCGUUGCCACAUCUAUUUCACGCCAGUUACUGGGAAAGUUUAGAUGUGGUGGCAUUCAUUUUAAGACAGGUGGGACGACUGGAUCCAUCUUCACUCGCAGGAUAUGAUGAUUCACCGUUUUCAUUUCAAACUGGUUUUACUUCAAACAAUGCUGUAAGUGAUUCUGCUUCGACAUUUAAACCAAUGAGAGCGCGAGAAAAAUGGCUGAGGAGGAGAACUGGCGUCAAAUUGCGCAGUGCUGCUGCCAAUCACAGGGCAAAUGAUGCUCUUGCAGGUGAAGGAGCGGAGCAAAAACUAGUUGCACGUUUUGCUUAUGGUCCUUUGGACGUAAUAGCACUCGCAGGAGAGCUGGUUGACGUCCAUAUUUCAGAUGGAAGUGCAACAGCAAACGCUGGUAACGCCGGUGAAUGGAAUUAUUUGGGAACGGUGUUAACAGACAAAACAGGAAGAGCAACAUUUACAAUUCCGCAGGAUAAAGCCAUGGGCUACGGAUUGCAUCCUGUUAAAAUGGUUGUAAGAGGUGACCACACUUGCGUUGACUUCUACUUAGCAGUUGUUCCACCACAAACAGAAUGCGUCGUAUUUAGUGUAGAUGGCUCAUUUACGGCCUCCGUUUCUGUAACGGGUAAAGAUCCAAAAGUUCGAGCUGGUGCAGUAGAUAUCGUGAGGCAUUGGCAAGAAUUAGGUUACCUAAUAGUAUACGUAACUGGCAGACCAGACAUGCAGCAAAGACGAGUAUUGGCUUGGUUGUGCCAACAUAAUUUCCCUCACGGAUUAGUUUCAUUUGCAGAUGGUUUAAGUACAGAUCCCUUAGGUCAUAAGGCAGCAUAUCUUAAUGGAUUAAUCACAAAUCAUGGUGUUAUUAUUCAUCAAGCAUAUGGUUCAGCAAAAGAUAUUACAGUGUAUACUAAUAUAGGCCUUACUCCGAAGCAGAUAUAUAUAGUUGGAAAGGUAUCUAAGAAGCACCAUUCCCAAGCGACCGUAUUGUCCGAUGGUUAUGCGGCCCACCUUGCUCAAUUGUGCUCUCAAGGGCACGCUAGGGCCGCUCAGGGCCACAGGGCCCUGUUGCCCCGUGGUCAUUUUGUUUUGCCCGGACAAUUUGCAGGGGCUAACAAUUCACUCAGGCGGCGAAGAUCAGCGAAGCGAACUAAGAGCUAUCCGGUGAUGGACGAGGCCUGCUCCCUACAGAGGUCUAUGAGCACCAGAUUGCCCUGCGUCAAAAGUCAACUUCCGACACAAAUCUGCCUAUAUCAGGGUCAACAAAAUAUUGCAUCUCAAAUAUGCCAGUAUCAGCCUCAACCAAAUGUAGGUCCUCCCCAAUAUCAAUCCCAGUUAUCAAAUGUUAAAAUUCAGUCGAAAGCCGGUAAACCAGCCAGAACUCCUAGUGAAGAAGAAAAGUAAAGUGCAAAGAUCUGAUCAAUGUUAGAUUAGGUUGUGAUUUAUUAAAAAAGUGUGCGAAAAUAGAUUAUUUGGAAAUUAUUAAUGUAUAGACCCGUUGAUUAUAUGUAGUUUGUUAAAAUGUAAAAGAUUCUAUCGAAGUCUAGUAUUUAAUUAUUAAUGUGGGUAGAGGUAACUUGAACAUGACAAAUUUAGGAUAAAAUAAUGUUAUACAAAUUCAAAUUCUAUUUAAACAAUUAAUACGGUAUUGUGGGUGUAUGCAGACACUUGGGUGCUCUGCAUACCUAUGGUCAUCAUAUGAUAGGAAAUAUUUAUUUUAUUAAUGUUAUCUGAAUCAAAUACAGCAUUUUUAAAACCACGAUUAAGGAUAUCGAAAAUUUGCUGGCCAUAGAAAAAAUGUUAAAUAAACGUUACUAUAAUUUUUAU
Ctenocephalides felis (cat flea) is the source of this 4535-nucleotide messenger RNA. Its product is annotated as protein retinal degeneration B-like. The record is from RefSeq and is a predicted model, not a curated record. The coding region runs from base 99 to 4112 and encodes 1337 amino acids. Gene Ontology annotation, cellular component: cytoplasm. Gene Ontology annotation, molecular function: phosphatidylinositol transfer activity; phosphatidylinositol binding; phosphatidylcholine intramembrane carrier activity. Gene Ontology annotation, biological process: phospholipid transport. NCBI's taxonomy places the organism in Eukaryota, Metazoa, Arthropoda, Insecta, Siphonaptera, Pulicidae. The transcript has 25 exons.